GGCGCGGCUGGGCGGAGCGGCCGGAGGAGCGGCCCGAGGAGCGGCUGGCCGGCGGGCGGGCCGGCUGGCGGGCGGGCGGGCGUCCGGGCGGGGACCCGGCCCGCGACUGGCGGGGCGCGGCGGCCGAAGCCCAGGAGAGCCCAGUCAGGCUCAGGGGACUCCAGCCUCACCCAGCACCCUCCCUCCUUACUACUCUGAUUGUGCCUGAUUCUGACCUCCCUUCCAGCUCCAGAAAACACACACCCAAGCCCGGGAGGCAUGCUGAAGCCAGGCUGCCAGCAGGAUGAGUGUGAAAGAGGCGGGCAGCUCUGGCUGCUGGGAGCAGGCCUACCACCUGCAUAUCUACCCACAGCUGUCCACCACCGAGAGCCAGUCCUCGUGCCGUGUGACCGCGACCAAAGACAGCACCACCUCAGAUGUCAUCAAGGAUGCCAUCGCCAGCCUGCGGCUGGAUGGCACCAAGUGCUAUGUGCUGGUGGAAGUCAAAGAGUCGGGCGGCGAGGAGUGGGUGCUGGAUGCCAACGACUCACCAGUGCACCGAGUGCUGCUAUGGCCCCGGCGGGCACAGGACGAGCACCCACAGGAAGACGGCUAUUACUUCCUACUUCAGGAGCGCGAUGCAGAUGGCACCAUCAAGUAUGUGCACAUGCAACUGGUGGCCCAGGCCACAGCCACCCGGCGGCUGAUGGAGCGCGGCCUCCUGCCACGGCAGCAGGCAGACUUUGACGACCUUUGCAACCUCCCUGAGCUGACCGAGGACAACCUCCUGAAGAACCUGAAGCACCGCUUCCUGCAGCAGAAGAUCUACACGUAUGCAGGAAGCAUCCUGGUUGCCAUCAACCCCUUCAAGUUCCUCCCCAUUUAUAAUCCCAAGUACGUGAAGAUGUAUGAGAACCAACAGCUGGGCAAGUUGGAGCCACAUGUCUUCGCACUGGCUGAUGUGGCCUACUAUGCCAUGCUGCGGAAGCGUGUGAACCAGUGCAUUGUGAUCUCUGGUGAGAGUGGUUCUGGCAAGACCCAGAGCACCAACUUUCUCAUCCAUUGCCUCACUGCCCUUAGCCAGAAAGGCUAUGCUAGUGGUGUGGAGAGGACCAUCCUGGGUGCUGGCCCCGUGCUGGAGGCUUUUGGAAACGCCAAGACAGCCCACAACAACAACUCCAGCCGAUUUGGGAAAUUUAUCCAAGUCAACUACCUGGAGAGUGGCAUUGUGAGAGGAGCUGUUGUUGAAAAAUACCUGCUUGAAAAGUCUCGCCUGGUCUCUCAGGAGAAGGAUGAGAGGAACUACCAUGUGUUUUAUUAUUUGUUACUUGGUGUCAGCAAGGAAGAGCGCCAAGAAUUUCAGCUCAAGCAGCCUGAAGAUUAUUUCUACCUCAACCAGCAUAACUUGAAGAUAGAAGAUGGGGAAGACCUAAAACAUGACUUUGAAAGACUCAAGCUGGCCAUGGAGAUGGUGGGCUUCCUCCCCGCCACCAAGAAGCAGAUUUUUUCUGUCCUCUCUGCCAUCCUCUAUCUGGGCAAUGUCACUUAUAAGAAGAGAGCCACGGGCCGAGAAGAAGGCCUGGAGGUCGGGCCACCUGAGGUGCUGGACACAUUGUCCCAGCUUCUGAAGGUGAAGCGAGAGAUCUUGGUAGAGGUUCUGACCAAAAGAAAAACAGUGACCGUCAAUGAUAAGCUCAUCCUUCCCUACAGCCUCAGCGAGGCCAUAACCGCCCGUGACUCCAUGGCCAAGUCACUGUACAGUGCCCUGUUCGACUGGAUCGUGCUAAGGAUCAACCACGCCCUCCUCAACAAGAAGGACAUGGAGGAGGCGGUCUCAUGCCUGUCCAUCGGGGUCCUUGACAUCUUUGGGUUUGAAGACUUUGAAAGGAAUAGUUUUGAACAAUUCUGCAUCAACUAUGCCAAUGAACAACUGCAGUAUUACUUCAAUCAGCACAUCUUCAAACUGGAGCAGGAGGAAUAUCAGGAUGAAGGGAUCACGUGGCACAACAUAGACUACACAGACAACGUGGGCUGCAUCCAUCUCAUCAGCAAGAAGCCCACAGGCCUCUUCUACCUGCUGGACGAGGAAAGCAACUUCCCCCAUGCCACAAGCCAGACCCUGCUGGCCAAGUUCAAACAGCAACAUGAGGACAACAAAUACUUCCUCGGCACCCCAGUCAUGGAACCAGCCUUCAUCAUCCAGCACUUUGCAGGGAAAGUGAAAUAUCAGAUCAAGGACUUCCGGGAGAAGAACAUGGACUACAUGCGGCCCGACAUUGUGGCACUGCUGCGGGGCAGCGACAGCACCUAUGUGCGUGAGCUCAUUGGCAUGGAUCCCGUGGCAAUGUUCCGCUGGGCUGUGCUCAGGGCCGCCAUCCGGGCCAUGGCCGUGCUCCGGGAGGCUGGACGCCUGCGGGCAGAGAGGGCCGAGAAGGCAGUAGCAGGUAUGGGCAGCCCUAGUGCCCGAGGUCACCUGGGAGAGCUGCCAAGAGGAGCCAGCACCCCUUCAGAAAAACUUUACCGCUGCUCAAUGCUAGAUUUCUCAUUUGACGGCUCUGAGGAGUUCGAUAUUAACGCUUUUGAGGACAUCAUUGCUUUCUGUGAAAGCAAGAACGAUUUGCAUAACCAAAUCAUCAAGAGCAUCAAAGGAUUGCCCUGGCAGGGCGAGGACCCCCGUAGGCUUCUGCAAUCCCUCAGUCGGCUCCAGAAACCCCGCGCCUUCAUCCUGAAAAGUAAAGGUAUCAAACAAAAGCAGAUCAUUCCAAAGAACCUGCUGGACUCCAAGUCCCUAAAACUCAUCAUCAGCAUGACCCUGCAUGACCGAACCACCAAGUCCCUGCUGCACCUGCAUAAGAAGAAGAAGCCACCAAGCAUCAGCGCCCAGUUCCAGACUUCACUUAAUAAGCUCUUGGAGACCCUGGGGAAGGCAGAGCCCUUCUUCAUCCGCUGCAUCCGCUCCAAUGCUGAGAAGAAAGAGCUGUGUUUUGAUGACGAGCUGGUGCUGCAGCAGCUGCGCUACACGGGCAUGCUGGAGACCGUACGCAUCCGGAGGUCGGGCUACAGUGCCAAGUACACCUUCCAGGAUUUCAUAGAGCAGUUCCAAGUACUGCUACCCAAGAACGCCCAGCCCUGCAGGGAAGUCAUCUCUGCCCUGCUAGAAAAGAUGGAUGUAGACAAGAGGAGCUAUCAAAUUGGCAAGACCAAGGUCUUCCUGAAGGAGACAGAGCGGCAAGCCCUACAGGAAACGCUGCACCGGGAGGUUGUGCGGAAAAUCUUGCUUCUGCAGAGCUGGUUCCGGAUGGUGCUGGAACGCCGGCACUUCCUGCAGAUGAAGCAAGCAGCAGUCACCAUCCAAGCAUGUUGGCGGUCCUACCGGGUCCGGCAGGUGCUGGAGAGGAUACAGGCAGCUGUGUACCUCCAGGCUGCAUGGAGGGGCUACCGUCAGCGCAUCGCCUACACGCGUAGGAGACAGAGCAUCAUCCGCCUGCAGAGCCUCUGCCGGGGCCACCUGCAGCGCAAGAGCUUCCGCCAGAUGAUCUUGGAGAAGCAGAAGGCAGAAGAGAAGGAAAGGGAAGCCCAGCAAGCUGCAACGCCAGAGGCCGAGGAGGCCAGGCCAGGCCUGGCACCUGGUGGGGAGCAGGUGGCUGAGCAUACCCCAGAGCCACCCGAGGACAGCAGGCACACAGUGUUGGAGUCCCAGGCAUUGCCGAGCAACGGGUCCCUCCAAGAACACUCCCCACCAGAAAAAGAGGCCCCAACUCCAGAGAAGCUUCUCCCAUCCCUGAAAAACGUGAUGGCUGAAAGUCACGAGAAAGUCCCCAGCAGCCGGGAAAAGCGCGAGUCACGUAGACAAAGAGGGCUGGAACAUGUGAAGCUGCAGAAUAAACACAUGCAGUCCUGUAAGGAAGAUAGUGCCCUGAGAGAACCUCCUGGAAGGGCCAUCCGGGAGCAAGGGGAGAGCCUCCUGGAAGACAAAAAGGAUAGCAGAGAAGAUGAAACCCCGCUAGACACAGAGACAGAGACUGAUUUUAUAAAGCAGCCUAUGGAGGGAGCUCAGGCCGUGCCUAUCAGUGGGCUCUCUGGAGAAACCAAGAAGGACCCCCAGGGUGACAGCCUAAGUCCUGGCCAUGUGAAACGGCCAACCAGCCUGGCCCUGGACAGUAGGAUGGGCCCACCAGCCCCUGGCAGCACUCCCGACACCCCCAAGGACAAGAGCAAACCAAGCGGUAGCCCCAGGGCUCAGGAAAGGCCUGAGAGCCCCGGAGGUUCCACCCAGAUCCAGCGGUACCCUGACGCUGAGCGGUUGGCCAAUGCCGUGGAACUCUGGCGGGGCAAGAAGCUAUUGUCCACUACCAGCACCAGUACCAGCACCAUGCUGAGCCAGUCUCUGGACCUCAGCGAGAGGCACCGAGCCUUAGGGGCAGCCCUCACACCCACAGAGGAAAGGCGCAUCUCCUUAUCCACAAGCGAUGUCUCCAAGCUCCUUCCAUCCCCAGCCAAGGCUCAGCCUACAGCAGAAUCCAUAGACAGGGAGCCAAGCAUAAAGAAGCCAGCCGUCCAGAAGAAGAAAUUGGGCGAUGUGUCCUCCGGCCCAGACGCAGGGCUGUCCCCAGGCUCCCAGGUUGACUCUAAAUCUACGUUUAAGAGACUUUUCCUGCAUAAAACCAAGGAUAAAAAAUACAGCUUGGAAGGCACAGAGGAGAUGGAGAAUGCAGUCUCUGGGGUCGUGCUAGAAGCCACCACCAUGAAGAAGGGUCUAGAAGCCCCCUCUAGCCAUCAGCAUCGCCAUGCAGCAGGUGAGAAGCACACCAAGGAGCUGGGAGGCAAAGGGAAAAAGAAUCGAAACCUCAAGAUUGGCAAAAUCACGGUGUCAGAGAAGUGGCGGGAGUCAGUGUUCCGCAAGAUUACCAAUGCCAACGAGCUCAAAUACCUGGAUGAAUUCCUGCUUAACAAGAUAAAUGACUUGCGCUCCCAGAAGACUCCAAUUGAAAGCUUAUUUAUUGAAGCCACUGAGAAGUUCAGGAGCAACAUCAAAACCAUGUAUUCUGUCCCUAAUGGGAAGAUCCAUGUGGGCUACAAGGACCUCAUGGAGAACUACCAGAUCGUUGUCAGCAACCUGGCCACUGAACGUGGUGAGAAGGACACCAAUCUGGUUCUCAACCUUUUCCAGUCACUGCUGGAUGAGUUCACCCGCGGCUAUACCAAGAAUGACUUUGAGCCUGUGAAGCAGAGCAAAGCUCAGAAGAAGAAGCGGAAGCAGGAACGUGCUGUCCAGGAGCACAACGGCCAUGUGUUUGCCAGCUACCAGGUGAGCAUCCCUCAGUCGUGCGAACAGUGUCUCUCUUACAUCUGGCUGAUGGACAAGGCCCUGCUCUGCAGCGUGUGCAAGAUGACCUGUCACAAGAAGUGUGUGCACAAGAUCCAGAGCUACUGCUCCUACAUGUGCGGGAGAAAGGAUGAGUCAGGUGCUGAGCCCGGCCACUUUGGCGUGUGCGUGGACAGCCUUACCAGCGACAAAGUCUCUGUGCCCAUCGUGCUGGAGAAGCUUCUGGAACAUGUGGAGAUGCAUGGGCUAUACACUGAGGGCCUCUACCGCAAGUCAGGUGCAGCCAACCGGACUCGGGAGCUCCGGCAGGCACUGCAGACAGACCCCACAACAGUGAAGCUGGAGAACUUCCCCAUUCAUGCCAUCACGGGGGUGCUGAAGCAGUGGCUGCGGGACCUACCAGAGCCCCUCAUGACAUUCGCCCAGUAUGGCGACUUUCUCCGAGCUGUGGAGCUGCCAGAGAAGCAGGAGCAGCUGGCCGCCAUCUAUGCUGUCCUGGAGCACCUGCCAGAAGCCAAUCACAACUCCCUGGAGCGGCUCAUCUUCCACCUUGUCAAGGUGGCCCUGCUCGAGGAUGUGAACCGCAUGUCACCUGGGGCACUAGCCAUCAUCUUCGCACCCUGCCUCCUGCGCUGCCCUGACAACUCAGACCCACUAACCAGCAUGAAGGAUGUCCUCAAGAUCACCACGUGUGUGGAGAUGCUGAUCAAGGAACAGAUGAGGAAAUACAAAGUGAAGAUGGAGGAGAUCAGUCAACUGGAGGCGGCAGAGAGCAUUGCCUUCCGCAGGCUUUCCCUGCUAAGGCAAAAUGCUUGUUCAUCUCUCUCCCAGCCAUGGCCUCUCAAACUGGGCUUUUCGUCUCCCUAUGAGGGGGUCCUGAGCAAGGGCCCCAAGGCCCGGGGAAGCCAGGGCAGCAGCCUGGAGGAGUUGGAGGUACUACCAGAAGAGGAGGCAGCUGGUGGCGAUGAGGACCGAGAGAAGGAGAUCCUCAUCGAGCGGAUCCAGUCCAUCAAGGAGGAGAAGGAAGACAUCACCUACCGGCUUCCAGAGCUGGACCCAAGGGGUUCCGACGAGGAGAACUUGGACUCAGAGACCUCAGCCAGCACCGAGAGCCUACUGGAGGAGCGGACUGGGCGGGGGGCCUUGGAAGGGCCCCCCACGCCUACUCUCCCCUACCCCAGCGCACCCACCCCGAACCCCCUCCCCACGGUGGCCGCCCCUCCACGACGAAGGCCUUCGUCCUUCGUAACGGUCAGAGUGAAGACCCCCCGGCGGACCCCUGUCAUGCCCACGGCCAACAUCAAGCUCCCACCGGGCCUACCCUCCCACCUGCCCAGGUGGGCACCAGGUACCCGGGAGGCUGCUGCCCCAGUGAGGCGCCGAGAGCCACCUGCCCGCCGCCCAGACCAGGUACACUCCGUCUACAUCACACCAGGGGCAGACCUGCCCAUGCAGGCCGCUCUAGAGACCCUGGACGAGGACGGCCAGCCACCUGGGAACAAACGGAGAUAUUCAGACCCCCCAAUGUACUGCCUGCCCCCCACCUCGGGCCAGGCCAACGGCUGAAAGCCUAUGGCUACUGGAGUCUACAUGUCCGAGGACAGCCCUUGUGCUGAAGCUGUCAUGGCAAGCAUUUGGCUGAGAAGAAUCCAGAACAAAAAGUCUCAAGAACCACUAGAGGUGGGCACCAGCUCCAAGUGCAGAGUCAAGGCAGGGAGAGGCCAGCUAGGACUAGGCCCUUCUCGCCACAAGCCUAAAUCAUCUCCAGGCCCCCAAGAGCACUAGAUCUCAGCAGGCAGCCCCUCAUCUCUUCCCUUACCUUUUGUACGUUUUUACAGUAACUGUUUAUGUACAUGGUUUACAUUACUUUAAACUGUUAACAGCCUUAACAGAAGACCAAAUCGUUUUUUAUAUGUGUAUGUACAAACUUUUCUAUUAACGCUGUGUGUCUCCCUUGUAAUCUGGACAUGGGUCAUCAGAGCAGAGGCCACUCAGCCACUGUACUUCUGGAGCUCAGACUCACUCUUCAAUCAGCGUUAAGGGUGAUCAGCAUGCCCAGGCCUUCCAUGAGGGUUUUGGACACUUGGGGCAUCUGACCACCCCACGUCUCUUUCCAACACAUGCCUCCAGCAGGCAGCCACUUGGCCAAUGUGCAUUCAAGGGAAUGUUGGAGACUUCUAUGCGGGUCAAGGCUGUUGGCUGGAGCCAGGACAUGAGUCAGGAGCUGCCUCCACCUUGGGCACACAGACCUCAAGUACCAAGAGGACCUGAAUGUGGGCAUCACUUCUCUGUACACCAGGGGCUGGAGAAGGCUGCCCUUCGCACUACCCACCCAUGUGACAGUACAAGAGUCAGUGACUCAGGUCUGCUCAUGGUCAGGGAGGGCACAGCCUGAUUUUGGGCAUACCCUUCAGUCAACUGUGACAGCGUGGGGCUUUCCAGAAUGGGGACCUCCUUUCCCAGGCUCAGCCAGCUCAGCCCACUUGGCAGACACUUGGACACACACCACAAAUCUGGGACAAGGGAUGCCCCACACCAUGUGUGAAAAUAAAAAAGUUCCUGCGAUGUGUAUGCAUGGAAUUUC
This is a messenger RNA of Nycticebus coucang (slow loris), 7889 nucleotides long. It is a transcript of the gene MYO9B, whose product is annotated as myosin IXB. Gene Ontology annotation, cellular component: myosin complex. The record is from RefSeq and is a predicted model, not a curated record. Gene Ontology annotation, molecular function: protein binding; GTPase activator activity; ATP binding. Gene Ontology annotation, biological process: actin filament-based movement; Rho protein signal transduction. Lineage: Eukaryota; Metazoa; Chordata; Mammalia; Primates; Lorisidae. Bases 284 to 6871 code for a protein of 2195 amino acids. The transcript has 41 exons.